Molecule: messenger RNA, 2060 nt
Organism: Prorocentrum cordatum
Lineage: Eukaryota; Dinophyceae; Prorocentrales; Prorocentraceae
Source: the annotation of a GenBank genome assembly
GGGGAGAGAGGAGCCCGCAGGGAGAGAGCGAAAGCGAUAAACUGUCGUGCCUUCAGGGAGUUGCAGUUUGAAUUGUAUGGCAUGUGCCCCCCAGGGAUUGCAGCCCGAGUCGCCCGCAUCUGCGUUGUUUUAAUGCUUGAUAACGGCACUUGCUGGCAUUAGCCUUGGUUUCUCACGAAUGAACAUGCUUGCAUUGUGCGGAACACAGUGCGAGAGUUGAAGGCUUGUUCGGUAAUGAUACGAGAGCUGUAUCAUGUUGGCCAUGUGGUGCGAAUGGGGUAUGCUCGCAUUGUUCAUGCCACUGCCUGUCAAGAAGGUGGCCGACGGUAGUGGCAACCACUUGCUGGUAUCCAUUCAGUAAUGAAAUAAUAUACGGUAACGGCGCAGGUGAAUGCAAAGUAUGGCUCGCGCAGUCAGUCAUGCGUGAUGAGGUUGGGGUUCCGUUGGCAUUCGACGAGAACAUUGAUGUUCAAACGCACGUGGACUGUCAUGCCUGCGUUGCGCCGACGAACUUGAUCAGUCGAGGGCGUGUCAUUUACGCCGUAAGAUUGUUUGCCUUUGCCGCGGGCACAGAUCCCGAAUAUUACCCACCACAGGCGUUCCACAUGUCCAAGAAAGAGUUGGCGCCGCAAACAGGCUUCCACCCAAUCGCUCUGGCACGCACUGAUCCUCACCGUCAACAACGCUUCGAGGCCCAGUUUCCGUUGCGCACAGUCCGGCGCCUUGACAUUGUCGUGUAACUCCGAGGUAUUUGUUCGACUCAUGAACGUGACGAUUAUUUCACAGAUCAGGAAAGAGUUGACCCGCCCGCCUCUUCGAAUCGAAGCCGUAGUCCGGUUGGAGUAUAUAUUGAGUUGUUAUUGCAAUGUUGUUUUAUGAGAAAGAUGUAUCAUUGUCGCCCUGAUUGUUUGGGUUUCUUGUGGCUUCCGAGGCGCGACGAACAGCGCAAGGGCGAGCAGCGACGGACGACGAUCGAACAAAGGAGCUCGAAGACGCGAACACCUCACAAUAUUUCGAAAGCGUACUUAGAAUGCUCGCUGCAGAAGCAGCCCAGCGGCUAACUUCUCAGUACUGCAUGAGCCUUGAGGCACUCCACUUCGUGCCAGAGGCACGGUGGCGGAUUUGUGGCACCAAUAUGGGCAGUAGGACAACCAAGACUGUCACAAAAAGUCCCUUCGCGGCCCCUCGGCUCCGGGGGCCCCCCCAGUACGCGGCCCGCAAGAGUGGGCCGCUGCUCCCGUGGCCGUUGGAGCCGCGAGAUCCGCUGGACGGGUCGGAGGGGCGCUGGGAGCGGCGGUCCUCGCGGGCGAAGGUUUCGCCGACGUGGCCCUCUGCGGCAUGGCUGGCACGGGCCCUCGUCCAGUGCGCUCCGGCCAGGGUGUCGAUGCAGCCGCCGAUGGGGCAGCAGAGCUUCGGGGUGGGCACACCAGCUUGCAAUCAAGUUGUUGGAGUUGGGAUGCCUGGUGGCGAUUUCGGACUGGGGCGAUCUGCUUAGAGGCAUCUCAGUACAGAAAGCUUUUCCCCUUGGUUGCCACAGUCAAUUCUUGCCUUCGAAAUCAGGGACAGGAGGAGGAGGAGGACAGCGAUACGUGGAACGCCAGACAUUGAUUUCACGUUCACGUUCAGGCAAAUGAUGAUCAGAGGUAUCUCUAUCGCCAACAUGUCCAUAUCAAUGAGGCCGAAUCGAGGGUGAAAUCGGCACAGCAACGGGGUAUUCAAGAGUUGGGCCACCACAAGGCAGGACUAGUGGUUGCAAGCACGACCUGUUGGCAAGGUCAGGAAGAGAGAGAGUUCGGCAAUCUGCUUAGGGGAGUAAGCCUGCCAUUGCCUCCCUCCUGGGCACUACCCACCGCCAUUAUCAUAGACCGCUUCGCGAGGGACACGACUGGACAAACACUGCAUGCAGUCAAUUCGGCGAGCGGCAGAAUUCGAAACAUGUGGGCGGCGAGGCUGGAGUUGGCAACGUGCGUCCCUCAGGCUUGCUCCUCUUCCAAACUCUUCCAAAUGAUUGCACUCCUCCCCAUCUCCUGCUGCUGUUUCUCCUGGACAUCCUCAUCCGC